AUGGAGAACCGAAUCUCGCUUGGCGCGAUUCAAAAAACAAUCUGGGACGGACGCAUACCUUUAGAAAUCAUUCUGGACCCAUCCGAAAGUCGAACCUUUGACAAAACAGAUCCAUAUCUUAUCGCGUGUCCACGCAUCUCAUAUCUCCCCUCGUUGCUCCCAAGGCUUCGAACCUUCUUCUCCAAUUCAUUAAUAGAACCAAACUCUGAGCCUCACGAAGGCUGGUUCGAGUUUGAGGGUGUACCUCUAAAAUGGCACUACCCCAUUGGUCUCCUGUUCGACCUCUAUGCCGGAGCAGCCCCUGCUUCGAAGACAGUUACUAGAGGUGACGAGUCUCCCGAGAGUAGCUCACCGCUGUCAUGGCGUUUGGUGCUUCACUUUAGCAACUGGCCUGAUGAGAAUCUCGUUCGGCUUGAUGCCAAUGGAAUGGUCAUGAACGAUGCCUUCAUCAACAGCGUGAAGGAGGCGGAUUUCCUUCGCAAUGGUACAGCCAAAGCCAUCAUGAGUCUCUCGAAAGAAGACUCAUCGAAUCUUUGGAGAGCUGUCGAAGAAGGUGAGUGGUAUCUUGUGUGGAUAUAUAUCUACUCAAUGUUAUUCUUUUGGUAUUGCUUUAACACUAUAGCACAAGUGGAUCUCCCAUCAUUCCAGCGCAUAUCAAACAUUCUUCUGCCUCAGCAUUCACAACCCUUCCGCAACGUCCCGAUUCGGAUCUUCUUGCCACUUCCACCAGAUAACAAUUCUCCCUCCCUCAAGGUUGUACAAUCACCACUUCCACCUUCAAUCCCAGCAUCGAGCAUGCAGGCAAGCCAAAUCCUGAGCUCCCGUACCGGCCCUACCACUCAACCUCAAACGGUCGGCACCAUUCUGCACACACUUCUUCCAAACUUAUUCCCGAGCAGGAGAACUCCGGUACUUGCAAAGCCUGUGUUACAUGGGGCCGUGAUACCUAUGUCCGCCCCGAUUGAAGAAGUUGUGAGAAGCUCUGCGUACGGAGACGGAUGGGCUUAUCUGGUAGUUCGGAUGAUGGGUUGA
Messenger RNA from Penicillium soppii, 1032 nucleotides. RefSeq names its product autophagy protein 5. The record is from RefSeq and is a predicted model, not a curated record. Gene Ontology annotation, biological process: C-terminal protein lipidation; autophagy of mitochondrion; autophagosome assembly. The transcript is spliced from 2 exons. Lineage: Eukaryota; Fungi; Ascomycota; Eurotiomycetes; Eurotiales; Aspergillaceae. Gene Ontology annotation, cellular component: cytoplasm; Atg12-Atg5-Atg16 complex; phagophore assembly site membrane. Bases 1 to 1032 code for a protein of 343 amino acids.